AGCGGCAGCCUAACAUGCGUUUUGCCGAGAUUACUUGACAGUAAAUCGGCGCGAUUUGAAUUCGGAACGAUUUGAAAAAAAUAAACUUAUUUUUUUUGUUUUUAUUUUUGGAGUUCGAAAAAGUUUUUAACUAAUAAAAAUGUUUCUGUGGGUGGUUCUUAUCACGUUGGUGCUGUGGACAGUGGUGUUCAGGUACAGGAGACAGAGGAUGUACAAACUGGCGGGAAAGAUCCCGGGACCCAGCACAGAACUACCCGUCAUAGGAAUUGCACACACCUUAGCCGGAGACACAGAGGACAUUAUGUCAUGGCUACAACGAUAUAGCUACGCAGCUAUGGAGCACGAUGGAAUCUUGAAAGCCUGGCUCAAUCAUAUACUGUAUUUUAUUGUGAUAAACCCCGUCGACAUGGAAGUGAUACUGAAGUCUUGCCUGGAGAAAGAUGAUCUGCAUAGAUUCAUAAGAAACGUUAUCGGAUAUGGCGGCAUUUUUGCGCCAGUAUCCAUCUGGAGAAGACGCCGGAAGAUCCUGGUGCCAGCUUUCAGCCCGAAGAUAGUGGAGAGCUUCGUGGAGGUGUUUUCAGAGCAGAGCCAGAAACUGACGAAGCAGUUGUCAGACUACGUCAGCACAGGCAGCUUCAGCAUCUGGCCAUUCGUCAGCGCGUAUACCCUGGACUCAGUCUGUGAAUCAGCAAUGGGAGUCAAAAUCAACGCCCAAGGGGAUCCGAAUACACCUUUCCUACUCUCAAUGAGCCGGAUCCUCAACUUGGCUUGCGAGAGGAUAUUCCACCUUUGGCUGCAACCAGACUGGUUGUAUAAGCUGUUCACGUGGAAGUAUAACGAGCAUCAGAAAUGCCUGAACCACAUGCACGGAUUCACCGAUGAUGUCAUCCAGAAGAAGCGAGAGGAGCUCCGCAAUGAACAGACGAAUAAAACUGAAGCUGAUAACGCAUAUGAUUUAAGCAAUUACAAAAACAAAUCGUUCCUAGAUCAUCUUAUACAUUUAUCUGGUGGAGAAAAUGGAUACACAAAUGUUGAGCUGAGGGAAGAAGUCCUGACUCUAACCAUAGCGGGUACAGACACAUCGGCUGUGGCCAUCGGGUUCACCUUGGCUUUGUUGGCGAAGUAUCCCGAAGUGCAAGAAAAGGUCUACCAAGAGUUGUACGAUGUCUUCGAAGACUCGGAUCGUCCCCUAGUGAAAGAAGAUUUAUUGAAACUCAAGUAUUUGGAGAGGGUGGUGAAGGAGUCGCUACGUCUGUUCCCUCCAGUGCCUUUCAUCAUCAGAAAGGUGUUAGAAGAAAUCACAUUACCCUCUGGCCGCGUCUUGCCCGCUGGUUCUGGUGUGGUGUGCGCCAUCUGGGGGGUGCACCGGGACCCCAAGUACUGGGGUCCAGACGCAGACAGCUUCGACCCCGACCGGUUCCUGCCGGAGAGGUUCAACCUCAAGCACUCGUGCAGCUACAUGCCGUUCAGCCAGGGCCCGAGGAAUUGUCUUGGUUAUCAAUACGCGUUGAUGUCCGUAAAGACAGCUCUAUCAGCUGUACUCAGGAAGUACAAAGUGGUGGGACCAAAGGAAAAGACGUCACAACCCCAUGUUCGAGUGAAGCUGGACGUCAUGAUGAAGGCCGUCGACGGCUACCAGGUGGCCCUGGAGAGGAGGCAGCCAGUUACCAAUAAAGUUAAUUAGUGUGUUACGUUAGUAUUAAGGAUGCCAAGUAUACAAUAAAUGAUUGGUCAAAUCAAUUUUUGACGCUAAGUUUGCUUGAUAUGAGCAUAUUAGCGUAAAUAUUACAUAGUAUUGUUACAGCAGGCUCGGGUGCGCGUCGUGAUAAAAUCUUAACGAUGAUUUUUUAGACGACAAAUGAUAAAAUGCCUCGAUAAAAUCAUCAUGACGCACAUCCUAGACCUACUAGUAAUGCGUUGCAGAGAGCAACUUUCUUAGUAUUAAGUGACGUAGGGCGUCUUACGGUCCCCUCUCGUACUAUACAGGGUGGAAUUUUGUAAUGCCACCUGGAGGGAAAGUAUAGACAUUACAAAAUUCCACCCUGUAUAUGGUAUACGGCACAUCACACUAUCGUGUGUGAUUGGCGAGCAUUUCACAAUUUUGUGUGAGCUUUAUUAAUAUGUAAAUCGACGUAGUGUUAAUGGUACAUUAACAUUAAACUGCUGUGCGGUCUUCUGUACAAACAUGUUUCUUGUGUAAAAUAAGUUUUUUUUACCGGCUUCUUCAGAAUAUCCUAGUUAUUAACCAGUACAUUAACAUCUUUAAAAACAGAUGCAAAUUAUGGUUCAAUCUAUGGUAAGUGGG
Molecule: messenger RNA, 2305 nt
Organism: Ostrinia nubilalis (European corn borer)
Lineage: Eukaryota; Metazoa; Arthropoda; Insecta; Lepidoptera; Crambidae
Product: cytochrome P450 4c3-like
Exons: 9
Coding region: 140-1684 (514 amino acids)
Molecular function (GO): monooxygenase activity; oxidoreductase activity, acting on paired donors, with incorporation or reduction of molecular oxygen; heme binding
Source: RefSeq, a predicted model, not a curated record